Molecule: messenger RNA, 4232 nt
Organism: Xyrichtys novacula (pearly razorfish)
Lineage: Eukaryota; Metazoa; Chordata; Actinopteri; Labriformes; Labridae
Source: the annotation of a GenBank genome assembly
ACACCAGGAUGUGCUUCUUGGAGACUUCUUUAGAGGAGCCACCCUUCUGUCCAAUGAAAACCUUGAACCUCUUCAGUUUUAAGUGACAUCACUAUAUCACUUUUGGGGUUUGUUAACUCUUUGUGGCCAGGUGUUUUAAACUUACAAGAAUUUAAAUAUCACCAUAAACACUGAAAGCUUGCAAACAUUCAUGAAGCUGCAUUUACAAAGCACUAUGUCAUAUUUUUUAGACUGUCUCAGUUCAUAGCCUUUGUAAUUCUCCUGCCCUUUGAGGCUCCAGAAUAAAACUGCUGAGCUGGAGAUGCCCCUGGAAAAUCCACAAUUAAAUGGAUUUUUCAUGCAUUAUAAAGCACUUUGCCAGCAAUCAGCUCAGCUAAAACAGAGAUGUGUUCACAUCACACACAAUGAACAUCAUUUAAUAGCAUUAUAGAACAUUUGGUGCCAAAGAAAAUUCCUCACUUCUCUGGCAGUCCGUGGCUUUGUUUUGCAUGGAGGCAACUUAAAUUGAAUCUUUUCAUGUUACAUUUGAGAUCAGCUUUUAAUAUCAAGCAUGUAAUGAAUCCUGACAUUUUAAAUACAUAAAUAUAUGUUUUUUAGAGUUUAUGAGUCAAAGUCACCAAGAUUUUCAUAACAUAUAAUUCAAUUUCUAUAAGCGUUUUUAGCACAUGAAUGCUGGCGACAGUUGCACUGAAAAUUACAUCUCUACUACAACUUUUUUCUUUUGUCUAUGGUUGCUAUGAACCUGAAUUUGAAUUUAACCUCUUUAUCUUCUCUAUUUAUGGUGCAACAUACUAAAAUAUUUCAGGCCUUAAAUGUAUGUGAGCAAAACCUCUAUGUGAUGUGUAGAGCAAAGGAGAUCGGCUUGCUGUAAUGCAAUACUGCACAUAAUAUUAAUUUAUGGAAAAUGAUAGGACAAGCAGCACCCAUUAUUAUAGAAUACAAGAUGCAAUAUGAUGUGAUAUGAUAUAUGAUAUGAGAGGAUAGGAUUGGACAAUAUGAUAAGAAAUCAUACAAUAUAGCUUACACAAGGUCAAUUUUGUAUUAUAUCAUCCAUCUAUCAUACGUUCCAUUUGCAGAUCUUUAUCUUCCAUUUUACAUAGAUUAGUUUGAUCCAGAGCAAGGACUUGUGUUAUUACAUUUCUGUCUUUUAAUGGGAACAGAUAGAGUUAAAAGCCUGGUCUACAAUGCUCAAGGUCUCUUACAUAGGCUCUCUCUGGCUGCACUCUUCUGAGACCUGCAUUAUUGACAAGGUCAGGGUCAAUCCAUUAAUCACGCUGCAGGUGUGUUUUACACCCAGCUGUUCCUGCUCAGCAAUCAGUACCUGCAACACCAAGAAUUAUUUAAAAGCAGUUCUCAGCUCACAUUGACAGCUCUAUACAGGGUUUCAUGAAGGAAAAACCAAUCUUUACAUUUAAAGCAGGUAUAAAUGAAGACUAAACACAUGGUUGUUGUAGUUUUAUUUUGUUUUUGACCACAUGUUUGACCUGAUUUCUUCCUUUUGUUACAGAAUUCGGGAAAGGUUUCUCUAGCUUUAUUCCAGUUCAAGUAACUGCAGAAAUGAGGUAAAAGAAAAGAUUUUUUUUUUUAAAAAAAGCUGUUAUUUGUUAAACAGCUAACAGGUAACCAAACUAACUUGUGCCCUCUCUAUUUAGGGUUGUAUUGAUUCUUUGUCUGCUGAUAGGAAGUGUUUUCUCUAGCCCUGUUUGGAAAGGUAAAAUCCAGGAAUCUAGAAGCAAUGCAAGACUGACUCUCCUGCUUAUGAAUUCAUAAAACUGUGUCUCUUCUAUUUUUCUUCAGCAGAGCAAGGAUCGGGCACUCAAGAGCUGGCCGCCACAAGCCACAUGGUACCAUCAUAUCCUGCAUCAGGAAGAGUGGAGAGUGCUGGUCUGGGCAGCAGCUCCUCUCUACCAGGUCUCGUCAACCCAGGCUAUGUUUCCAGUGCUGGUCUUAGCACCUAUGGAAGCUCUGGAGGUUAUAGUGGCCCUGCCUUGGCUGCUGGAAGCACUGGAGUCGGUGGGUUUGGGGCCGCUUACCCACCCUCUAGUGGGUAUGACAGCAGUGCUUCAGGUGGUGGUUAUGGUGGGGCUCAUGGAGGAUAUGGGUAUGCCUCAGCCCCUGGAGGUGCUGGCUGGAACUCUGGAUCCACUUCCUACUACGCUGCUGGGGAUAGUGGGGAUGGAGGCUCAGAGCCAAUUUUCAGCGACGUGUCUGAUCUGGAUCCAGUCUACGCCUUCAGUUCUCGUUCACGAUAUCAGAGAGGAAGAGCAGUGUUUGCCCAAAGCCGCUACACCCCAGGAGAGGCUCUUGUUCAGCCAAUGCCAGAAUACAGACCAGUCAUCAAAAAUCCAGUCAUGAUCAACAUUCCUGUCCAGGAACCAGUGAAAACCAUGCCUGUUAAAGCUGCCCCACAGAUGCAAGUUCAAGCUCAAAGCCAAGGAAGCUACUAAAGAUCUCACUGGUGAGAGGGAAAUCUGAAUGGGCAUGAUUAUUUAGUCUUGAUCAGUAAAUAAACUGUCCUAUUUUUUAUUUUUCCCUUGGCAGGUCUCAUCGUGUGACUGAACUUGUCAUGACCACAUGCCAAUAAACUAAUUUGAAAGUGGCAAAUUUAUGUUUUGGCAUGUUUUUUUAAUACUUGAGGGGAAAAAACAAUUCUAUGACUGUCUUACCAUUACUAACAGUUUACUUUAUUCUUAUUGGUUGAACUGAUGAGAGGCCUUCUUUCUGACAUUUCAUUAGGUUGGUAACUACAUCUCUGCAUUGGCGCUCAAGUGGACUUUAUCUCAUCAGUGUUUCUGUACCCAUUGUUAAUAGGAGGUGGGGAUGGGGUCUUACUUUACACUCUGGUCUUCAAUAGUAUUUUCAUUCAGGGCCUGCCAACCAGUUGUGAGCUAUGAAAGGGUUUUUGAUUUACAUUUCCUUCAAAUUCCACAGUAUCGUGCUCAAGUUACCAAAUCUGGCAGAAAUUGAAGGUCUAUUGUAAAAUUUGGGUCAGAAGUGUUUCAAAUAUCUGUGGGAAAAUGGUUCAGUAUUGCCCUGUAGCAGCUUUCAAAAUUGUAGCUCCAUGAGGUCGCCUAUAAAGAACAGCUCACAUACAAGUCAAAGCUGCUCUAGCAGCUCAUCAAAUUUUAAUGUUUAACUGCCAUUAUUUGGGGAUUCAUUCAGCAGAAGACCAUUUUAGAUUCUCUUGAGCUUGCGUACAAGAUUCCAGCCACUGAGGCUUGUCAAAGUUGUCUUGCCACUGAAAUUAAUGUGACUGUAACUCCAACUGGCUAAGCACAAACUCUACAGCUUCACAAACAUGUUUAGAAGUCCACUGUUUGCAACCAUUGCACCACACUUGUGACGGGCAGGAAGCUUUGGAGGACAUGAUUCAGUAUGAUAACACUGAAUUCCGACUGUGUACAGUCAGUUGGAAAAACAGGGCGAUGCAGAGUCAUUAUGACUGUUCUUUCACUGAUACAUACACUGAAGCUGAUAGACCUCUAUCAGCCCCUUUCCGGUGUGUUUUCUUGGAUAGGUCUCCAUCUCAUGAGAAUAACAGGCUGUCUUCAUAAAAUGAAAAACUCACUAAAAACUAACAGUGAGAUGGGAAAAGACAGUAAACUAUUCAGACCGGGAAGCAUUUUAUUACACACAUCAAAGUUUCAAAUAAUUUCUGUUUGGGCUUCCCACUAAUCAUGUGAUUCAUUCUAGAAAAGGCAAAAUGAGAAAUCUGACAUUUCCAACAAAGUGACCAGUGACCAGUAGUUGUUUCCUAAACAGGAAGCUAUGUUGGGGUGCCCUCUGCUGGUCCAUAUGUCUCACUUUACCAAGUUUAAUGAACUAACAUCCAAAAAUGAUUUUUGAGAGGGAAUUUCUUUGUUGGCUUUCAUGUUGCAUCAGAAAAAUGAUGAGUCACUUAAUUUCAUAUUUACAGAACAGCCUACUAUGAAAUAAUUUUUUGAGGUUGGUAUAGUAAAAGAAGUUUGGUAAAGCUUUGAACUCGUGUGUGCAGAGCUGAUCCUGAGUUGACCGAAAGGUGAAUUACAUGAGAGGUAGUGGGAGAAGAGUAAACUGAGAAAAAAGGUUAUGUAAGAAUGGAGAUUUAUUUGUAAAUAUUGCAAUGUAAAGUGAUAAUGUACUUAUACUAAUCCAACUUUAAUUCAUAACCCCAGUCACUAAUCUUUGAAACACUGAGUUUGUAUUCAGACCAUUUGCAGGACAUUUUCACUGUAAAAUAAGUUGGUCUAAAA